UGGUAGUGUCUAGAAAGGGUAUGUCCCUUCAGGAGAGAGGUGCCAAUGUCCAGCCGGCCUAAUAACAAUCCAGGGGGGUCACUGCGACGUUCACAGAGGAACACUGCCGGGGCCCAGCCGCAAGAGGACACUGCAGGAGGAAGCAACAGGUCCCAGUUAGAGCAGGCAGACCAUAAGACCUUUAGCCUUCCAGAGAGCAGAAAAAAUCUUUCUAAGACCCCCAAAGUGCAGUCUAAUACAGCUUCUGGCCAGCCCAGGGGAUACAGCUCUAAAAGGGGCUGUAUCGCACCUUUUUCAAUACCACAUCCAGAGGACCCAGAACCAAACAGCUCAGAAAGCCACAGGCCUAAAAAAGAUUCUUCCCGUGGACUGAAACGUAGUGCCAGUCCUGAUUAUAGCCGGACCAACUCGCCUGGCUCUGCUAAAAAACCCAAAGCACUUCAGCACGCUGAACCCUCCAUUGGGUCGAGGCGACCAAAUAAUAAACCUAAGAAGAGACAGAUUGACCAGGAGCUUUCGGCUCCACCCACAUCAUUGCCAUCCACAAGCAAAGCACACAACAGGAAGGGUGGAGUCCCCGGACCAUCCCCGCUGCACAAAAGAAAAAGGACAGAUAACUCCUCCUGUGUGAAGAGCAGCAGCGCAGCCAUAGUAGCGACUGGUGCAGAAGACAGGCCUCCAAAACCCACCAAGCUGGCUUCAAAAUCGGCCACCUCAGCCAAAGCUGGGUGUAGCACUAUUACUGAUUCCUCAUCUUCUGCCUCCACCUCUUCUUCUUCCUCUUCUGCUGUCGCCUCUGUCUCUUCUGCUGCCCCACCUGGAGCUCGAGUAAAACAGGGGAAGGACCAGAACAAGGCAAGGCGUUCCCGUUCUGCCUCCAGUCCCAGCCCUCGGAGGAGCAGCCGGGAAAAAGAACAGGCCAAAGCUAGUAGCUCCUCCAAGUUUGACUGGGCUGCUCGUUUUAGCCCAAAAGUCAGCCUUUCCAAAACAAAACUUUCCCUCCCGGGAUCUUCCAAGGCUGAGACGUCAAAACCUGGACCCUCAGGAUUACAAGCAAAACUAGCAAACUUAAGGAAAUCCACUAAGAAGCGCAGUGACUCGCCCCCCGCUGAGCUCCCCAGCCUGCGGCGGAGCACACGACAAAAGACCACGGGCUCCUGUGCUAGCACCAGUCGGCGAGGCUCUGGCCUGGGCAAGCGAGCAGCAGCUGAAGCUCGCCGACAGGAGAAGAUGGCUGAUCCUGAUAACCAGGAAGGUGCCAAUUCUUCGGCUGCCCGUACAGAUGAGACCACCCAGGGAGCUGCAGCCUCUAGCUCUGUAGCUGGUGCUGUGGGGAUGACUACAUCUGGAGAAAGUGAGAGCGAUGACUCUGAGAUGGGGCGGCUACAAGCUCUUCUGGAGGCACGUGGCCUCCCCCCUCACCUGUUUGGCCCCCUUGGACCUCGCAUGUCUCAGCUCUUCCAUCGAACAAUUGGAAGUGGUGCAAGCUCCAAGGCUCAACAGCUGCUGCAGGGUCUUCAAGCCACAGACGAGAGCCAGCAGCUUCAAGCAGUCAUUGAGAUGUGCCAACUGCUGGUGAUGGGAAACGAAGAGACUCUUGGAGGUUUCCCAGUGAAGAAUGUAGUGCCCGCACUGAUCACUUUGCUGCAGAUGGAGCACAACUUUGACAUUAUGAACCAUGCAUGUCGAGCCUUAACCUAUAUGAUGGAGGCACUGCCGCGGUCCUCAGCUGUGGUGAUUGAUGCGAUCCCUGUGUUUUUAGAGAAACUGCAGGUCAUUCAGUGUAUAGAUGUAGCAGAACAAGCUCUCACUGCUCUGGAAAUGUUAUCCCGCAGGCACAGUAAAGCCAUCCUGCAAGCUGGAGGACUUGCUGAUUGCCUUCUGUAUCUCGAGUUCUUCAGCAUCAAUGCUCAGAGGAAUGCUUUAGCCAUAGCAGCCAACUGCUGCCAGAGCAUCAGUCCAGAUGAGUUCCACUUUGUUGCUGAUUCUUUGCCACUGCUGACGCAGAGAUUGACCCAUCAGGAUAAGAAAUCUGUAGAAAGCACUUGCCUAUGUUUUGCACGUCUGGUAGAUAACUUCCAGCAUGAAGAGAAUCUGCUCCAGCAAGUGGCUUCCAGAGAUCUGCUCACCAACAUCCAGCAGCUUCUCGUAGUGACACCUCCAAUCCUGAGCUCUGGCAUGUUCAUUAUGGUGGUCCGAAUGUUCUCCUUGAUGUGUUCCAACUGUCCCACGCUGGCCGUGCAGCUUAUGAAGCAAAACAUAGCCGAAACUCUGCACUUCCUUUUAUGCGGGGCCUCAAAUGGUAGUUGCCUGGAGCAAAUUGACCUGGUCCCACGAAGCCCCCAGGAGCUGUAUGAGCUCACGUCCCUCAUAUGUGAGCUGAUGCCAUGUUUACCGAAGGAAGGAAUAUUUGCAGUUGACACAAUGUUAAAGAAAGGAAAUGCCCAAAAUACAGAUGGGGCGAUUUGGCAGUGGAGGGAUGACCGCGGUCUCUGGCACCCAUACAGUCGAAUUGACAGUCGCAUCAUUGAGGCAGCCCAUCAGGUUGGUGAGGAUGAGAUAAGUUUGUCUACACUGGGGCGUGUUUAUACUAUUGAUUUUAAUUCUAUGCAGCAAAUCAACGAGGAUACCGGAACAGCACGCGCCAUUCAGAGAAAACCUAACCCUCUAGCCAAUGCAAACACUAGUGGACAUUCUGAGCUAAAAAGAGAUGACGCCAGAGCGCAGCUGAUGAAAGAAGACCCAGAGCUGGCCAAAUCUUUUAUUAAGACCUUGUUUGGAGUGCUUUAUGAAGUGUACAGCUCCUCUGCGGGGCCUGCCGUCAGACACAAGUGCCUUAGAGCAAUCCUUAGAAUCAUUUAUUUUGCUGAUGCUGAGCUCCUAAAAGAUGUUUUAAAGAACCACGGUGUGUCCAGUCAUAUUGCUUCUAUGUUGUCAAGUCAAGACCUCAAAAUUGUGGUGGGAGCCCUUCAGAUGGCAGAGAUAUUAAUGCAGAAAUUACCAGACAUAUUCAGCGUGUAUUUCAGAAGAGAAGGUGUGAUGCACCAAGUGAAGAACUUGGCUGAAUCUGAGACGCUGCUAACAAGCCCUCCAAAGGUCUGCACCAAUGGCUCUGGCUCUAUAUCAAGUAGUGCGACCAUCAAUACUGGAACUGGUAGUGCAGCUGGGAAUGCAGCUGCUGACCUUGGUUCACCCAGCCUCCAGCACCGAGAUGACUCGCUAGACCUCAGCCCACAAGGGCGACUUAGUGAUGUCCUUAAAAGAAAAAGACUGCCUAAACGUGGGCCAAGGAGGCCAAAGUACUCCCCUCCUCGAGAUGAAGACAAAGCUGACAAUCAAGCAAAAAGCCCAACAGCCACACAGUCUCCAAAAUCCUCAUUCUUGGCCAGCUUAAACCCUAAAACUUGGGGCAGGUUGAGCACACAGUCAAAUAGCAACAACAUCGAGCCAGCUAGAACAGCAGGUGUAAGCGGGUUGGCAAGAACAGCUUCCAAAGACACCAUCUCUAAUAACAGAGAGCGGAUACGUGGCUGGAUAAAGGAGCAGGCACAUAAGUUUGUGGAAAGAUAUUUUAGUUCUGAGAAUAUGGAUGGCAGCAAUCCUGCACUUAAUGUGCUACAGAGACUUUGCAACGCCACAGAACAGCUCAAUCUUCAGGUGGAUGGUGGUGUUGAGUGCCUUGUUGAAAUCCGUAGCAUUGUCUCGGAGUCGGACGUUUCCUCCUUUGAAAUCCAGCACAGUGGGUUUGUGAAGCAGCUACUCUUGUAUCUGACAUCCAAAAGUGAAAAGGAUAUUGUAAGCAGAGAUAUCCGACUGAAGAGAUUCCUGCAUGUUUUCUUUGGUUCCCCACUUCCUGGAGACGAGCCACUUGGAAGAGUUGAUCCAACAGAGAGUGGCCAUUUGCUGGCACUAGUACACAAGAUGAACAACUGCCUCAGUCAGAUGGAGCAGUUCCCAGUCAAAGUGCACGAUUUUCCUAGUGGAAAUGGGACAGGGAGCAGAGGGUCACAGGCUCUGAAGUUUUUCAAUACCCAUCAGCUGAAAUGUCAGCUUCAGAGACAUCCUGACUGUACCAAUGUUAAGCAAUGGAAGGGAGGCCCUGUAAAAAUUGACCCUCUGGCUCUUGUGCAAGCAAUUGAAAGAUAUCUUGUGGUCAGAGGCUACGGCAGAGUGAGGGAAGAUGAUGAGGAUAGUGAUGAUGAUGGCUCAGAUGAAGAGAUUGACGAGUCCUUGGCUGCUCAGUUCUUAAAUUCAGGAAAUGUAAGGCACAGGCUCCAGUUUUAUAUUGGAGAUCACCCGCUGCCUUACAACAUGACUGUUUACCAAGCUGUGAGACAGUAUAGCAUUCAGACUGAGGAGGAGAGGGAAUCUACAGAUGAUGAAAGUAAUCCAUUAGGAAGAGCUGGCAUCUGGACCAAGACACACACUAUUUGGUACAAGCCAGUUAGAGAGGAGGAAGAAAGCACAAAGGACACCGUAGGAGGCAAACGAGGUCGAGCCCAAACUGCGCCAACCAAAACAUCCCCUAGGAAUUCAAAGAAACAUGAUGAAUUGUGGCAUGAUGGAAUGUGUCCAAAAGUUUCUAACCCUCUAGAUAAUUACCUCAUACCUACCCCUCCUGAAAAUAUCACCUUUGAUGACCCAUCCCUUGAUGUGGUGAUCCUUCUGCGGGUUCUACAUGCCAUUAGCCGAUACUGGUAUUAUUUGUAUGAUAAUGCCCUUUGCAAAGAGAUAAUCCCCACGGUGGAGUUUAUCAAUAGUAAACUGACUGCAAAAGCCAACAGGCAGCUGCAGGAUCCUCUGGUCAUCAUGACGGGAAACAUUCCCACCUGGUUAACAGAGCUGGGGAAAAGCUGUCCGUUUUUUUUUCCAUUUGAUACUCGGCAAAUGUUGUUCUACGUGACUGCAUUUGACAGAGAUCGGGCAAUGCAGAGGCUGCUGGACACAAACCCUGAGAUUAACCAAUCAGAUUCUCAGGACAGCAGAGUGGCCCCAAGACUGGACAGGAAAAAACGCACUGUGAAUAGAGAUGAGCUUCUAAAGCAGGCAGAAUCUGUUAUGCAGGACUUGGGGAGCUCACGGGCCAUGCUGGAGAUUCAGUAUGAGAAUGAAGUUGGGACUGGACUGGGACCCACUUUAGAAUUUUAUGCACUUGUAUCUCAGGAAUUACAAAGAACUGACCUCGGCCUAUGGAGAGGAGAAGAAGUUACACUUUCUAAUCCUAAAGGAAGCCAAGAAGGGACCAAGUACAUUCACAACCUGCAGGGUCUGUUUGCUCUUCCCUUCGGUCGGACGGCUAAGCCAGCACAUAUCGCUAAGGUGAAAAUGAAGUUCCGGUUUCUUGGCAAAUUAAUGGCUAAAGCCAUUAUGGACUUCAGACUGGUGGACAUUCCUCUUGGACUCCCUUUCUAUAAGUGGAUGUUACGGCAGGAAUUAUCCUUGGCCUCCUAUGAUUUGUCCCAUGUGGAUCCUGUUGUGGCAAAGUCUGUGUACCACCUGGAAGAAAUAGUGAGGCAGAAGAAGAGACUGGAACUAGACAAGUCACAGACCAAAGAGAGUCUGCAGUUUGCACUAGAAAAUUUGAAUAUGAAUGGCUGCUCUGUGGAAGAUCUGGGGCUGGAUUUCACACUGCCAGGCUUUCCCAAUAUCGAACUGAAGAAAGGAGGGAAAGACAUACCGGUCACUAUUCACAAUCUGGAUGAGUAUGUACGGCUUGUUAUUUACUGGGCGCUGAAUGAAGGAGUCUCCCGGCAGUUUGACUCAUUCAGAGAUGGUUUUGAAUCAGUCUUCCCACUUAACCACCUGCAGUAUUUUUACCCAGAGGAGUUGGAUCAGUUGUUAUGUGGCAGCAAGUCUGAUCCUUGGGAUGUUAAAACCCUGAUGGAGUGCUGUAGGCCGGAUCAUGGAUAUACACAUGACAGCCGAGCUGUGAAAUUCCUGUUUGAAAUUCUCAGUAGUUUUGAUAAGGAACAGCAGAGGUUAUUCCUACAGUUUGUCACAGGGAGCCCAAGACUGCCAGUUGGAGGCUUCCGGGCCUUGAACCCGCCUCUCACCAUAGUCCGCAAGACCUUUGAAUCUACCGAAAACCCAGACGAUUUCCUGCCCUCCGUUAUGACCUGCGUCAACUACCUUAAGUUGCCAGACUAUUCUAGCAUUGACAUUAUGCGCGAGAAACUGUUAAUCGCUGCACGUGAAGGGCAACAGUCAUUCCACCUUUCCUGAUCCACGAACCUACCAUGGAGCCCACUACAAAGGAAAACACAUUAUGAGUACUUUUUCUAAAAGUAUCAGCAGAGUCAAGGCGGCAAAGCCCUCCUUGUUGUAGAGAAAACCGAUUAUUACAAGCUCAUCCAAAAAUUAUAAUAAAAAUAAAUAAAAAACAGACAAAAGAUGUGCUAGCUCCAUUAAAUGACCCCUGGACGCCUAAAACUGAUCAGGCUUGAAAAAUCCAUGACAUGUUUGUUUAGAAAGUUUUUCUUCUGCUUAAAUUAUCCUUUAUUUGAAGAGUGAAGUUUUUAAAUUGCUUUGCCGUGUGACUUUAAAAGAGGAGGGAUGUUAAAACAAUAUCCCCGCCCCAAAAAAAUAAAAGGAAGGGAUGUUUUUGAAGUUGGAACAAAAUAAAUAUUGCUGUGCAGUUUAAAAAUUCCCCGUCUGUGUGUAUCCAUCAAGCUAAAUACACAAGAAGCCACCCUCCACCGGUUGUACCCAUUGCAAUGCAGAUUCUGCCUACAAGUCCAUGG
Nanorana parkeri is the source of this 6740-nucleotide messenger RNA. It is a transcript of the gene TRIP12, whose product is annotated as thyroid hormone receptor interactor 12. Gene Ontology annotation, cellular component: nuclear speck. The transcript has 41 exons. Gene Ontology annotation, biological process: proteasome-mediated ubiquitin-dependent protein catabolic process; regulation of double-strand break repair; DNA damage response. Bases 46 to 6222 code for a protein of 2058 amino acids. The record is from RefSeq and is a predicted model, not a curated record. NCBI's taxonomy places the organism in Eukaryota, Metazoa, Chordata, Amphibia, Anura, Dicroglossidae. Gene Ontology annotation, molecular function: zinc ion binding; ubiquitin protein ligase activity.